UAAACGGGUGAUACGUGAGUUGACACAAACAUGACUCAAAUUGCCGUCCCUACAGUCCCUCGCUACCGUCCGCAGACAUCAAAGCUUGCCCCGCCGCCCUUGCCAUCCUCCCGCUCGUCGAGCCUUCGCGAUCCAGCCGAUGGAUCUCGCGACACCCACCUGCGAACGCCAAGACCCAACAUCAUAGUUCUCACAUCCGUCGGUCUCUCGACACCCCUCGCCUUUCACGGCAGUCAGAACGGUGGGUUGGCAACCCAUGCAAGGGGCAUGAAAGAACGCCGAGACCCGCGUCGAAAUAUUCGGAUUUGCCUCGCCGGAAUCUGGGUUUUACGUCGCCGGGAUCUGGGUUUUGCCUUGCAGCCUCGCCGGAAUCUGGUGUUAUAUAGAAACUAUUUUUUUUUUUGA
Morus notabilis is the source of this 405-nucleotide messenger RNA. RefSeq lists its product as uncharacterized. The coding region runs from base 31 to 405 and encodes 124 amino acids. The transcript has 2 exons. The record is from RefSeq and is a predicted model, not a curated record. NCBI's taxonomy places the organism in Eukaryota, Viridiplantae, Streptophyta, Magnoliopsida, Rosales, Moraceae.